GUAUCAUUCCGCUUAAAAUGCUUAAAUAACUUUACAGCUGCAUCAAACGCAAGUGAAGAUCGGAAUCAGAGCAGAGGAGCAGAAGUUCCGUCAGGGCUCCGAAGACGCAAUCGAACAGCACGAUCGCAAGCAUCUUCCAAUGGAAAUACUUCGCAAGGGCCCGAGGACCGAAGCAGGGAAAACGGGAGAGGGCCCGGUGCCUUACAGAACCAUACAUGGUUUCUUGGGAGGAAUUGGAAGGGGGUCAUGGUCUGCCGUCUGGAUUCGGAGCCUUGGGAAAUACGAGACGUGACUCACUACCCAGACAGCCGAGAUAUGGACUUCCGUCGCUCCUUCACUGCGAUAGCAGGGAAGCUGUACGUAUCGGGAUGCGAUGAAAUGAAGAUCUACGACCUAACAGGGAAUACAUGGAAGAAAGGGAAAAAACCUUUAAAUUAUGCGGAAUGGCAGGCGUCCGCAGCCUCCUCCUCGUCCCUGUUCAACUGCGGAGGCUGCGAAUACAGCGACAAUUUACUCUAUUCCAACUAUUAUACAUCGACGCUCGUGGCUCAACAGUGGGUCUUUCGGUACGACACGGUGAAGGAUGAGUGGUCUCGUCUGAGGGACAUGAAGCAUGCCAGAUUGGAAGCCGGUGCGAUACAUCUCCAGAGCUCGAAUGUCCUGCACGUGAUUGGAGGGGCGCAGAACUUGCUUCAAUUCCCCUUCAUCGGUCGACUGCGUCGUCGCUCGGAUCGUCACGAGCGGCUGGAUCUCCGGACGUCGUCGUGGGAGGAGCUGAAGGAGCUGCCGAAGGGGAGGGCGUCUCCUGCCCUGGCUUUUCACAAGGAAAUGAUUGUAAUGGCUGGAGGGAAAGACAAGUUUGACUCCCCUAAUAAUAAUGUGUGGGGGUACGAUAUCAGGAUGGAUUCUUGGAGGGAAAUGCCCAGCAUGAAGAAAUGUCGACACAGGCAUGGCCUGAUAUCCUUGGGGGAGAACCUAUACGCUAUUGGGGGGAAAGGUGAAGCUUCCAUGGAAGUUUUCGAUGGAAGGAGCUGGGAAAAUGUCCCUGUUACUCAUGAUGACUUCAACGAUUGUAUGCAUGGUUGCCAAAUGAUUUCUGCCGAGUGA
Molecule: messenger RNA, 1107 nt
Organism: Darwinula stevensoni
Lineage: Eukaryota; Metazoa; Arthropoda; Ostracoda; Podocopida; Darwinulidae
Source: the annotation of a GenBank genome assembly